AUGCAGUCCACUGCUUACAAGAACGACCUGACUCAGGUCAACGAUCUGGUGACAAAGUUACAGUUGCCAAUUCACUUCUUCGACUCCCAGGAGCCAGGAUUUGCCGGGCAGAGGAUUUUUGUUGUCACCCUCAAAGUGGGAACUCUCUGCUCUGUGGGGAAAGGCCACACCAAGAAAGAGGCCAAAGCCAGAGCAGCGUCCACCCUCCUGGGGCCUUUAAAACAAAUGUACCUGCCGCCUCUGCAGAGCGACCACCAGGCUAAGGCAAAGAAGAGAAACACUCAGCAGCAAGUGGACAAAGAAGAGGAAGAGAGGUCCCAGAUAGAUUUCAUUAUCGAGGCCUCUCCUGAACCUCAAAGCCCCCAGCACCACCCUUGGCUGGACAUGGCCCCAACAAAGCCUGAGGUGGACAAAGAUGAUACACUGGUAUCAUCUCCUGUUGAGGAUAGUCAGGACAUCUGCACAUCUCCUGAUGUAAUUAUUGAAGAAGAGUGGGAGGAUUAUCUCGACUCAGACACGGACAGUGUACUCGAGGACAUAAACAAUGAGACUGGAUCAGAUUUAUGUGAGAACCCAGAGACCAGACCAGAGGCAGAAAUCUGCGAAGAUACUGUUGUCUCAGAGAUUUCCAGUCAGCCAGAAGAGCUUCAAGAAGAACACGUUAUUGAGGCCGAUCUGGAACCUGAGAGCCCCCAGUACCACUCUUUGGUGGACACUACCUCAACAAAGCCUGAGUUGGACAAAGACGAGGGCGAGACUGGAGCAGAAGUUGCAUCUGCGAGUCCAGAAACCAGCCUCAUGGAGUCAAGGGAGACAGAUGAGACGAAGCCUGAGGUGGACAAAGAGGAGAAAGCAUUGUCCCAUCUGACAUCAGAGAUGAAUACUCAUGAAACAGAGAGUGUUCAAAAAGAACGCAAUGAGAUUCAGGAAGAACUCAUUAUUGAGGCCUCUCCUGAACCUGCGUGUCCACAGAAGCACCAUUGGCGGGACAUUUCCUCACCAAAGCCUGAGGAGGACAAAGAGGAGGAAGAGGUUCCACAUCUGAACCUAGAAAUCAGCUCAGACAUGAACAUUCAUGAAACAGAGAGUGUUCAAACAAAGGUAGAUGAGACUCAGGAAGAACUCAUUAUUGAGGUUUCCCCUGAACCCGAGUUCCCGCAGGACCAAUCUUUGCUGGACAUUUCUUCACUAAAGCCUGAGGUGGACAAAGACAAGAGAGAGACUGGAGCAGAAGUUGCAUCUGCGAGCCCAGAAACCAGCCUCAUGGAGUCCAGGGAGACAGAUGAGACGAAGCUUGAGGUGGACAGAGAAGAGGAAGAGAGGUCCCAGAUAGAUUUCAUUAUCGAGGCCUCUCCUGAACCUCAGAGCCCCCAGCACCACCCUUGGCUGGACAUGGCCCCAACAAAGCCUGAGGUGGACAAAGACGAGAGAGAGACCAGAGCAGAAGUUGUAUCUGUGAGCCCAGAAACCAGCCUCAUGGAGUCCAGGGAGACAGAUGAGAUGAAGCCUGAGGUGGACAAAGAGGAGGUCUGUCCUCUGAGUGAAGAUGUGACUGCACCAGCAUCUGUAGACAUCACAGAGGCUGGAGAUGUCCUUACAGAUCAGAGAAGGUCCUUAGAGAUGAUUGAAGCUGAUGUGGUCAGUGAAGAGGAUUUCCCCUGUCCUCCUCCAAUACUGGAGGGUCCAUCUGUGGCCAGCGUCCUUGUGCGAGCUCUGGUUCAAAAGCUGGUUCAAAAGUCCUAUUUUAAACCUGAAGACCAGGGAGAGAAUAUCUGCCUGCUGCUGGAGAAGACUGAGGAGCACAUUCACCACCAGGAUGUUCCAAUCUCUCUUAAAAAUAUGAGAGCUGUUGGAAAAGCUGCAGCCAAAGACCUGCUGAGGGAGUGCAGGCUCCAGGGGGCGCCACUGAGAGCUGAGGAUGAGGCCUUCCAGAAGGCAACGGUGAAACACCUAAACCACCGUCUGAAAAAGUUCUUGUUUGGACCACAGAGGACGGGACUCUCUCGACUCUUCGCCGCUGUGGGCCGGUUCUUCCGUGGCUCAUAA
Messenger RNA from Knipowitschia caucasica, 2046 nucleotides. Lineage: Eukaryota; Metazoa; Chordata; Actinopteri; Gobiiformes; Gobiidae. The record is from the annotation of a GenBank genome assembly.